ACAUCUCCGUUUUUUGCCGUUUCCCUACUUUUCUUCCCCCUAUCUUCUGGGCUUAGCUGCUGUGCGCGCAUCCUGCCGGCCUUGGCGGCCGCUGCUGCACCGCAUGCUGAGUUGGCCCCGCAGGCUGCUGCUGCUGCUUGCCGGCUCGGGCAGCACGUACCGCUGUGGUACAUUGCUCGCAGUGCAAAACUCGGAGCAUAGUUCAGCGGCGUUCAAUUGGAUAUGAAAUGCUUUCGCAUUCAGAUCUCAUAAAAAGUGCUUAGGCGUCCUCGUCUUUCUUUCUUUUUUUGACAUACGCGUACAAAGAUACUCACUGAUUUCGGAUAUACGGCGAUCGGGCUUUUUUAUUUUAUUAAUUUAGUUUUGUAUAUGCGUUGGGUAUACGAACAGCAAAAUCUCAGUGCCCGAGCCCAAGAAGAUGAUCACAGGCGGUCGCUUGAGUUAUUUAUUUAUUUCACGUCGCCGGGACUAUUGUAGGAAUGUGGAAGUUUCAAUCGUACACAAAAAUCUUUUCAAUGACAUUGAACAAAACUUCAGAUCAUUUUAACGUUGUAUAGUUAAAGAAAACAAAAAAACCUUUGUUUAUGCAUGUCGCUUCCAAGCAUGUGCCAUGUAUGUGCCAAGGAGCAUGGCUGAAAACCGUCGUGGUCUUAUAUUUUAAUUCUUUUCCUUUUUCCUUCUUCACUUUUCUCUCACAUUUCCUUACUUGGUACCGCCUUCACCAAUUCAAGGUAGCCAACCGAACAGAACUUCUGUUUACCGCCUCUGUCUUUUCUUACCUUUAUUUAUUUCUAUUUAUUAUAGCGAGUGCUUCCUGUUAGCGUGCAACGCCUUAUGUGCCAUCGUACUGGACCCAUCUAAAGGCGCCAACAUUUUCUUCCAAUUCAUGUAAAUGAGAGACAGAGAGAGCAAAAAAAAAAAAAAACACUUCUUUUCUCUCUGCGUGGUCAGACAUUUUCCUUCUUUGAGGGACGGAACUGGCUUUCCGAUGUCGCUCACUUCAAAAAGGUUGAUAAACUGUUACAUUCGCUACAUAUCAAUCAAAGCCAAUGUGAAAAAGCUGUUUUUCUUUUCAAACAUUUGCAGUUGUUCCAGAAGGUGGGGAGAAGAAAACCACCUAUGCACCACCAACGCAAUUCACAGGGCAGCGCGACACUGAUGCCACAGAAGCGACGACUAAAUCGUCAUGGACUAAAUGGGCAACCGAUUUUUUCACUAGAGGCACCACAGCAACGAACACGGAAACGGCUAGUACUGCGGAAACAGGAAGGGCUACGGCAACAGAAGAAACGGCAACACAGCCACCGUUUGAGGUCACAUCGCCAUCCAGAACAGGAAAAACGCUGGCCACGACGGAGGCGCCACAUGGAGAGCCGACUUUAUCCACCAUCUCGGAACUGCCGACUGGGGGACCAACCACAGUUCCUGGUGCCACUGAGACAUAUACUCCCAGCACUGACGUGGCCACCGUUUUUCGUCCUAUAUAUACUCCGACGUUUCCGAGUACUGCCGCAGGCUGCUCCAUUCCGAAAGGAACAAAAGCUGGCUGCUGUCGAUCGCUCAGGAAUUUGUCCCAAGGGGCGCUCGUACAGCGACUGCGCGUACCGCUGCAACCAGACGUGCAACUUAUUCCUUCGAGCCCUGGUCAGCGACAGGAAGUGCCUCGGAGACGACGAGUGCGUGCCCGGAUGCCGGCCCACGUCGGGCUGCGAGGCGCCCCGCGUCUGGCUCGACUACGACACCUGCAUCGAAGAGGAGGAGUGCAGCUGUUCCUUCGAGGAAGAGGUGCUCGGGGUGGGUCGUCACUUCUAUUCACUUUGCCUGCGGCUGCCACCCACGGUAUCUGUCGCCACUACCGUCCACGCCACGGAAAUCUGGUUCCAGUCUACGUAUGCUGUACGGGAGUGUCGCUUUAUAAUCAGGGCCAAAGCUCUGGAUUAGCCGGAUACUAUCGGGGACAGGAGGUUCAGGCUAACAAAAAAAAAAAAAAAAAGAAUAGGAAGAAAGUAAAAAAAAAAGUGAGUAGAUCUUUCGUUUUCAGCCGACAUCCAAACAGUAGACAUAUACUGAAUCAAAUGAUCCAUUGCGCAUUCGGAUGUGCGGCUAAUUCCGUUUAAGCUCUAAAUUGAAGGCUAAAGGAAGAAAAAAAUGUUUGAUUGAAGGCAUAGUGUAUGAAGAUUUUUUACACACUAAUAUAGAACGCAGGAAGUGUCGCUGUUGGAUCCUUCUGAAUACACUGCUUGUACAAACAUUUACAUAAAAAUGCUAUGCGUUUCUUGGUGUUGUGUCUCAUGGCUUUGUAAAGUGACCGGUA
Molecule: messenger RNA, 2314 nt
Organism: Dermacentor andersoni
Lineage: Eukaryota; Metazoa; Arthropoda; Arachnida; Ixodida; Ixodidae
Source: RefSeq, a predicted model, not a curated record